Molecule: messenger RNA, 1052 nt
Organism: Coffea arabica (coffee)
Lineage: Eukaryota; Viridiplantae; Streptophyta; Magnoliopsida; Gentianales; Rubiaceae
Source: RefSeq, a predicted model, not a curated record
AACCUCUUAGAAACUCCGAAAACUGGACUGGACUACAAAAUCCAUCAAUAAAAUCUCUUCAGAUUACCAUCGACAAUGGCAGGGACCUCCGCCUCUCUGCAACACAACCAAUCUCUCACUUCUUUCUACACUGCCCUUGAUCCGAACUCCUUAAUCCUCUCCCAAUUCUUUAAUUCUGAUCAGCCUCAAAUGCUGAAAUUGACUACUACCGAGUCUUUUUUCAUGGAAAGAGGGCCGAGAUAUAAAGACUAUGCUGCUCUCAGAGAAUCAAGGCUGAGAAUGAAGAGUAUGCAGCAGCCAAUUCUUGAAGAAGAGGAAUUGAUUCUAACCCCACCAAAGAAACAGGUCAAAUUUCAAGGGAUUUUUGCUACACCACCAAAAAGGCCAAAAGGGACAUCAACAUCCUCUGUCUUGACUCAAUCUGUUCCCGAUUUUUCAUCGGCACUGAGGAAAGAGAACCGGAAGCCGCCACCGUUGCCUACUCUGCCACCUACAAUGGAGAAGUCAGUGACCCCUCCGUUGCGGUCGAAAAGCGGGAACUCUGGGAGGUUUGAUGGGAUUAUGGGGAAGCUGGGAGGGAGUAAGUCUGUGAAUUCAGGGGAGAAAAGGAGUGGAGGAUUGAUGGCUAGGAAGAGCUAUGCAAGUAUGGAGGAUUUGCGAGGGUUGGCUUCUGAUGCAAGAAAUGCUAUCAAUGCAGAAAACAGGGGAGGAAGGAUUGGAAGAGGAAUCGGCAAGACUGUUUUGGGCUAUAGGCAGUUUUGAGUUUGGAGUGGGCUGCUUUUGCUUUUGCCAUGAUUCUAUUCUUCCCUCUUCAUGUGAUGAUUUUUCUUUUUCUGUCAUUAGUUUACUUUUUGUUCUUUGAUUUUUUCCGAAGGUGGAUUUGACUCCUUGAGAGGGAUUUGACUCUUUGACUUGAAAAGGUUUAUCACCUGAAAGAUUCUUUCAAGAUAAUUUUCUUGAUGGAUUUUCUACUGUGUAGGAGCAGAGCACAGUGAUUUGGUGUAACAUAGAAUAUUGGAUUUAUUUGUGAUGAUACGGAUUGAUUCACAUAA